Molecule: messenger RNA, 1679 nt
Organism: Pygocentrus nattereri (red-bellied piranha)
Lineage: Eukaryota; Metazoa; Chordata; Actinopteri; Characiformes; Serrasalmidae
Product: probable E3 ubiquitin-protein ligase MID2
Exons: 5
Coding region: 165-1367 (400 amino acids)
Source: RefSeq, a predicted model, not a curated record
CCCCAGUCGAUCCUCCUCUCUGUCCUUCUUCUGCCGGCAUUCCGUCCACCCUCUUCUCUUCCUCGUCUGCAUGGAUCUGUUACAGAGCCUGGAGGGAAGCAGAGGAGAGGAGGAUGUGGACGUUGGUGGACGGAGCGUGAGUGUGUGUGUGCACUAAUAAACCAAUGAGGGGAGGACGACCUGACCGCAAUCCCCCGAAAGGAGCCCCCCAGUCUGAGGAUGAAAAGGAAGAACAGGAUGACAUCGCCUCGUCCUUGUGCCCCUUGUGUGGGCGUGGCUUCGACAUGCCCCUCCUCCUGCCCUGCUCUCACACGUUAUGUGGGCGGUGCUUAACAGAUGGGGCGAGGGUGGACAAACAUAGAUCUACUGUAAAGGGUGUGUCCUUUGCCUCUAGACCAAUCUGUGUGGUCCUUUGUCCACGUUGUUGCCAUGGCGUUGAAUUGCCCUGCUUUGACUGGUCAUCUGCAACUAGAUGCUUGCCCAUUGACCCUACAGUGACCAUUGAUCCUGAAUGUACUGGAGGGACAUGGGAGGUUCCAGAGGAAGAUGAAGAUGUGGAUCUUUCUGACGAAGAGAUGGAACGGUCCGUAUCAGGUUUAAUCUUUACCUUAGACUCCUCCUCCGCUGCCCCGCCCCUUUACCUCACAAGCUCCGCCCUCACUGCGACCUUCAAAGGAGAGUCUAGUCCAGAGGGUAACUAUGGCAACCGGUGCAGGUGUCGUGACCCGUGUGCCACCCUCCCUCAGGUGUGCAGCAAUGUGUCCAUCCACAGAGGCCAGUACUACUGGGAAGUUGAUGUGUGCAACAGCGCCCUCUAUAGGAUUGGUGUAAGCUCACUGGCUGGUGAUCGGGCUUGGUGGUUUGAGAGGUGUGGCCCUGCGUUCCAUGCUGUUUUUGAUGGACAGCAUGAGCUCCUCCCUUCUGUCCCCCCUCAGCUGAAGACGGUGGGCGUGUUCCUAAAUGUGGGUGGGUCUUCCCUUACCUUCCACAACCCUUUAACUCAAGAGCUUCUCGCUGCAAUCCCCUCCCGCUUCACGCCUCCCCUUUGCCCUGCCAUUCAGCUGGGCCAUGGCAGGCUGAAGCUCCGCCCAGGCCUUCCACCUCCAAACCACGUCUUCUUGAGCUGUGGCUCGGCCUACCGGGGUCCAGGAGGGGCAGGAGGGGGCCGAUGGAGACAGGACGUUGCUUUCGGAUCUGUGAGAACCGUGAUUCAGAAGUUUGAAGAGAUGGCAACGUCGGAGUCGGACUCGGGUCUGACGUCCAGUUACAGCUCCAGCUCCACACUGGCCUCCCUGCCCGAGCCAAGCACAGGCCCCCUGCCGGACAAGAACAGUAGACCACUGAGGACAGCAAAAUGCCCGGAUUAGGAACUUUGCAGUUUAGCCUAUAGGACAUACACAAGCUCCCCAUUGGUCAGAGCUUCAGGAAAUGGAUUGAAGACCUUACAUGUUAAAAUAACUACCAACAUAAUCAGGAACUGACAAAGAAAUCAACUUUUUUUCCUUCUGGACGGGCUGUGAAUCCUUGCCAGAGACUAACCAGGUUCCAGGUGGUUGUUAGGAAUGGAAAACAGCAGCAGUAGCUUUACGCCAUAAAGUCACUGUACAAGUAAUCCAUACGAGCUUAGAUACACGUUCAUCUGCCAGAAGCUUCAAAUAAAACAUAUGAAAUGUGAUUUA